AUGGAUGCAGCUUGGGCUCAGGUCCACAACCUGAUCGAACAGGUGCAGCAAGUGCCGACGCAGCUGUUGUUGGCCGUUGGUUGCUUGUCCGUCCUUUCCUUUGCCAUCCUGGUAUUGAACCACCCCAAAGCAAGCAGACUCGCGACAACCCUUCUAACUUUAAGCUCANNGCUAUAUCUUGGUCUGUUUAUUGUUGCUCCUGUACCUCGACCGCCGCAUGAGUCUGAGAAGAAAUACACAACCAUCCUGCCCGACGGAUCUGUCAGCGACCCUGAAACACAACCAUGUUGGUACGACCACCACGUAUCCCUCAAGACGCAGGCCCGCAAUGGAAAGAUCGCUACAAGCGAUGCCUUUAGGCCCACCCAGCCCGAAGUCCUGGUCACGGUUGUCGUGCCUGCAUACAAUGAAGAGCAAAGGAUGAGCGGCAUGCUCGAGGAGGCUGUCGAGUACCUCCAAUCGACCUUUCCGCAGGCGCUGUCAUCGCAGUCUACGCCAAGCGACAAGCCCAAAGGCUGGGAGAUUCUCGUUGUGAAUGACGGCUCUACCGACAGGACCAUCGACACGGCCCUGUCCUUCGCUCGCGAUCAUCAGCUUUGUGCGAACCCACCCACGCCGGCUGGCCCAUGGUCCUCGAACGAGGGCCCUAAGACGCGAUCCAAAUCUGCCCCCAAAGUCGAAACAGUACCCACCAACAUUCCUCGUGGCAGCAUUCGCGUCAUAUCCCUAGAACAGAACAGGGGAAAAGGCGGCGCUGUCACCCAUGGUAUGCGUCAUGCAAGAGGGGCAUACGUCGUGUUCGCUGAUGCCGACGGUGCUUCUCGCUUCUCAGAUCUGGGCAAGCUGAUGGAGAACUGCGAUCGCGUUGCUGAUGCCAAGGGAAGAGCUGUUGGUGUUGGAAGCCGAGCACAUAUGGUUGGUAGCGAAGCUGUUGUCAAGGUAAUCGAGUCACAGUUCAUGAAUCUGGGCAUCAUCACUGACUCUCUCACANNGCGCUCUUUCUUGCGAAACGCUCUCAUGCACUCCUUCCACCUGCUACUUCGCCUUCUUACACCUCCAGCCACAUCGUCAAUCAAGGACACCCAAUGUGGCUUCAAGCUAUUCACACGACCUGCUCUCCCCUACAUCAUCCCAUACAUGCACAGCGAAGGUUGGAUCUUCGAUGUCGAGAUGCUCAUGCUUGCAGAGAGCGCUGGAAUCCCAAUGGCGGAAGUAGCCAUUGGUUGGAAGGAGGUCGGCGGCAGCAAGCUGAAUGUUGUCUGGGACUCUUUGGGCAUGGCCUGGGGACUCGCUGUUUUGAGGGCUGCAUGGAUGGUUGGCGUCUACCGGAGGGAUGUUUGA
Messenger RNA from Aureobasidium vineae, 1341 nucleotides. The record is from the annotation of a GenBank genome assembly. NCBI's taxonomy places the organism in Eukaryota, Fungi, Ascomycota, Dothideomycetes, Dothideales, Saccotheciaceae.